AUGGUGAAAGAUAUGAUACAAGUCCUUCAUCCUACUGAUUUCAUGAAUCCUUUGGCUAAACCACUCCAAGAAAAGGAAUCGGAUGAAGAUUAUGGCAUAAAAAUGAUGGCAAGUACAAUAUCAAUAGGACGAAGUUUAACUAAAAGGGGACCUAAAAUAAAUGAAGUAGUAGUUGUAAUGGAAGAAGAACAACCAAGAGGAAGUUGGAAGUUUAGGAAUCAUUGGAGAGCUGACAUGAGGUAG
This is a messenger RNA of Loa loa (African eye worm), 243 nucleotides long. RefSeq lists its product as hypothetical. Lineage: Eukaryota; Metazoa; Nematoda; Chromadorea; Rhabditida; Onchocercidae. The record is from RefSeq and is a predicted model, not a curated record. The transcript is spliced from 2 exons. The coding region runs from base 1 to 243 and encodes 80 amino acids.